CCCUCAGGACUGUUCCUGUGUGAGGCCAGCCCUGGAGACAGACCUGCCCCCAGGCUUCAUGGAGGAAGGACGAGACGGUGAUGGGAAGGAAAAUGCCAUGCAUGGUAGAUCUCUCACCGCUGCCUCCCAGGAUGGAGGAGGGCGAAUGUCUGCAGUCCCACUUGCACAGGGGAAGGUGGAAGGAGGGAAGGUGUAUUCAGGAGAUGGGGUGUUGGGUUAUCUGGAAAUGCUGGAGGCACAGGCUCAUGAGUUAGGCCUGAAGCAAGAAGAGAAGGAGCAGCAAGAAAAGAAGCUCAACAGACUGAAAGCCAGAGUGCAGGAGCUGAGAACCCGGAGGGAUGAGCUUCGGGCUAAAGUGGAGCUGCAGGAGAAGAGGCUUCUUGACAAGGAAGGAGUAGUGACAGAUCCAGCACGGCCCAGUGCCCAGACUGUUCUGGAGUGGAAAGUGAAGAGCAUUAAGGCCAUGCUGCAAGUCUUUUACCUCACAGGGAUCAGUGGGAAGCUGACCAAGCAGGGAGUGUGUUUCUGCAUCAGCACUGCUUAUGAAGGCACCUACCUGGAUUCCUAUUACGUGGACCUCCUCAUCAAGCCAGAGGUGAAGAUUCAACGCCACUCUGUCCCCGUCUUCAUCCCACUGGAGCAGAUAGCCAAGAAGUACCUGCAGACGGACAUCAGGCGCUUCCUGUCCGUCCUGUGGGAGCACCUGAAUGCUUACGUUGGGCGGAGGCACCAGGCAGACCAGUUGGAGGAGCACUUUUCAGACCACAUAGAAGGAACUCUGCAGAGGAACUCUUUGUGUAACUUGCUGGUCUUUAAUUACACCGUGUCAAGUGACAGCAAGACCUUUCCAUUCAACGUGAGGCUGCUUUAUGGAGACCUCUGUUGCAGCCUCCCUACUGAAGCCAUCAUUUCUUGUACACUGUUUGGUGCCCCGGAGCUCCACAGUCAUGGAGGAUGUCUCACAAUUAGAAGGAGAAGCUAUAUUAAAACAUCAACAGCUCAGAAAACCUUCUGGAACAAGAACCCUACAGCUCACCAGGCAGCAGAACUCAGCAGGGAGCAAGCGGAGUAAUCUGUGCCCUCCUUCUAACAGCCAGGAAAGGACUUCAUGUUAGAAAGUGGUACAGGCUGGAGGACAACCUGGAUUGUUAUGGCAAUCACUGAACCUUCCCUGGACAGAGGUGAGGCUUCGUUUUGCCAGCAGCAGGCUGUGCCCUCACGUGGGCUGCAUUAACUCCCCCAGCACAUUAGCAGUGAGUUUUCCAGAAGAUUUCACACCAGUGGUGGCUUUGGACAUCCUGUUUUCUUCCUGUCGUAGCAGAACUUUCCUGGCAUCCCAUCUUUGUGCUUCCUCCAAGUUUGGAUCGGAUCUUGAAAGCUUGCUGUAUUUUAGGAGCACUCUUUCAAUGUGUUAAUUUCAGUAACACAGAACUUUUACUGUGGUAUUUUUAAGAAUCUCCUAUUGAUUAUUUUUUUUUCUAGACUUACACCAGAUGGCUGGGACAUCAGGAUUUUCUCCUGCCCCGUUUUUGCGCCAACACUGCAUGUGCAAACUUCACAGUUUGUUUUUAAAUUGUCUCUGUAGCUUAAGCUUUGUCCAAACCAACCUUUUUAUAUAUAACCUCUGGUGUUCGGAUGUUGCAGCUCCAGGAAAAAUUCCCUGAUGACCCUGGGAAUUGAGUAAUGGGGUAGGGAUCAAAAUCUUGUAUCAUUCUUUCUGUGAUUUCCAGUGUUUUGAUACUCUGCGACGAGAGAAAGGAGCAAAAGCCAUCCAGAGGCAUCAAUCUCCCCUUUGGGAGCCCCUCCAAACCCAGUAUCCCCUCAAAGAGGUGGUGAAGCCCUUCUCAGUAUCCCCACAACCCCAGAACACAGCAGACGCAGAACCAGGCUUUGAAAUUCAACUGCUUUCUAUUCAAGAAACUAAUGGCAUAAUUACACUCUGUGUGCCUCCCUUCCCCCCUGGCCCUGGCAGUGUCACGCUGAAUAACUCAGUCCCUUCUCAGCCAGUCCCAGGUCCUCUUUCCCAUCAAGCAGUGACAGCAGCUGACCACAGCGUGCAUGGGGGGGCGAACAGGCACAGUUAAAAAUAUAAAUGUCAAUCUGUA
Molecule: messenger RNA, 2105 nt
Organism: Lagopus leucura (white-tailed ptarmigan)
Lineage: Eukaryota; Metazoa; Chordata; Aves; Galliformes; Phasianidae
Gene: CENPO
Product: centromere protein O
Exons: 6
Coding region: 59-1072 (337 amino acids)
Cellular component (GO): Mis6-Sim4 complex; kinetochore
Source: RefSeq, a predicted model, not a curated record